AGAGGCUGGGCUUUGGGUUGCAGCUCAAGGUUUCUGCUCAACCGCAGGCUCCGAGCUUGGGGGAAAGCAUGGGGAUGGGGACCCUUACCUGACAUGAAUCAGGCAGCAGAGCCACGUCUCUGUAGACCACCGGAACGAACGGGCAAAGAAUCAUCUCCCACAGCCUAAUUGUAGUUUUGAUCAACCCUCCCCAUCUCUGGCCUCUGCUGCACUCUUUGCCCUCCGCGGGAGUAGAGACCACCACUCCCCCACCACCGGAACCCAUCUCAGAUCUUCUUCCCAAUCACUUCCUGAGAAAAUGAACCUCAGAAUGAGCUAACCCAGCAUGAUGACUACAAGUUCUGUGUGAAACUAUUUCGGCUUGUGUUGGAAGAUGGAUCACUCAGAGAGAGAUUUCAACCUUAAAGUCGUCCUGGUCAGCUUCAAGCAGUGUCUCACUGAUGAGGGAGAGGUGCUGCUGGACCACUACAUGGACAGCUGGAAGGGACUUGUCAGGUUUCUGAACAGCCUGGGGGCUGUCUUCUCAUUCAUUUCCAAGGAUGUGGUUUCAAAGCUGCAGAUAAUGGAGCAUUUGAGAAGCAGCCCACAGGCUGAACACUACACUAGCUUGCAGUCCAUGGUAGCCUACGAGGUGAGCAACAAGCUGUUGGACAUAGAUCGCCACUCCCGUCCACGACACCCUAACUCGGGCUGCCGGACUGUGCUGCGCCUACAUCGUGCUCUGCACUGGCUACAGCUGUUCCUGGAAGGCCUGCGCACCAGCUCUGAGGAUGCUCGUACCUCCACACUCUGCAGUGAGGCCUAUAAUGCCACACUGGCUGCCUAUCACUCCUGGAUAGUACGGCAAGCUGUCACUGUGGCCUUCUGUGCCUUGCCCUCACGCAAGGUCUUCCUUGAGGCCAUGAAUGUUGGGUCCUCUGAGCAAGCAGUGGAGAUGCUGGGAGAGGCCCUGCCCUUCAUUGAGCGUGUGUAUGACAUCUCCCAGAAGCUCUAUGCUGAGCAUUCUCUGCUAGACCUGCCCUAGUAGUGGUAACCAUACUGUGUAGACUUCCUCUGCUCAGGACUGGAUUUGGGCAACCUGGAACUACUCCCACAGCAGUGCCUUCUGGGUACUACUGUCACUCCUGACAGCUGAACUUGUUGAGGGCCACAGUCUGUGAAAAGAAAGGUGGUGGGCAGCUGAACCGAGAAAGGUGGGUGCUGGUCAUCCUCUCAGUCCAGGAUGAGACAGUUGAACUCCAGUUUUGCCCUCCGCUUUAGUUAUGUGUGUGUUCAGCGAGGCUUGAUUGAAGUGCAGAUGGCAGAUGGAGAAGAUGGGGGCUGGGGGUGUCAUGUAUCUGCAACAACCCAAGGUUGCUCUACCUCUUGUGUAGAAUCUGAAAUGGUAUAAGGACACAGGACCCUGGAGCUGUCUUCCCCAUAACCAGCAUGCCCAGCCAUUGUGUAUCCUGCUCCCAUCUUGAGCCUCAGACAUGGCACUGGUGCCAGGCAAACAUUCCUGGGCCUACAUGCCUGGGGCCCCUUCAUAUUUCAAAUGAUGUCCUUGGGUAAGAUGAAGUUCCUCUGGCAGUGGCAUGAGUACUGAAGGCUCUUUUCCUGCCCUUCAUCUGCUUCCUUGUUAGUCUCUCUACACACCAAACAGGGCCCUUGUCUCCUUGGAAAUGGAAAUUGUAUGAAACCGAUAGCUGAGACUUCUAUAGGAAAGUCUGUCCUGGUCAGUACAGCUUGUUUCACAGCUUCUGUAGUCCAGUUCCAUCAGCCUUCUGAAGGUGGCCUCUUACAGUACAUGCACCCCCCAAGAUUCUAAGAUGUCAAUAUUAACUGGCCAAACCAUACCUCUCUCUAGCCAGCCCUGCUGCUCCUGUUGCUAUGGUAUCCAGAUGACUCAGGACAUGACUCAUGGAAGGGGCUAGGCCCCUUUGUCUGACAGAUGGCCAUACCCAGCAUGGCUGAUAACCAGUGUAUAAGACCCUAAACUUUAUUACUGGGUCUUAAUGUUAAACCCUAGGACAGUAUCCUCAGCAUAGCUGAUGUGUGUAAAUGCAAACUUUGGGGCAUAUCUCUUUCCUUAAGAACUGUGAUAUAUGUAGUAUUUCCAACAUAAAUAAAUUAUACCUACAUGAUUGGGUAUAGCAUUCUGGGAUGGGUCA
Grammomys surdaster is the source of this 2150-nucleotide messenger RNA. RefSeq names its product ceramide-1-phosphate transfer protein (gene Cptp). Gene Ontology annotation, molecular function: ceramide 1-phosphate binding; ceramide 1-phosphate transfer activity. The record is from RefSeq and is a predicted model, not a curated record. Gene Ontology annotation, biological process: ceramide transport; intermembrane lipid transfer. NCBI's taxonomy places the organism in Eukaryota, Metazoa, Chordata, Mammalia, Rodentia, Muridae. The transcript has 3 exons. Gene Ontology annotation, cellular component: membrane; cytoplasm; cytosol. The coding region runs from base 374 to 1024 and encodes 216 amino acids.